Molecule: messenger RNA, 6544 nt
Organism: Paramecium octaurelia
Lineage: Eukaryota; Ciliophora; Oligohymenophorea; Peniculida; Parameciidae
Source: the annotation of a GenBank genome assembly
AUGUCUCGGAAAGGACAAUCAGUAAUUGGUGAGGAGGAGGAGAUCCUAAAAUCCAUUAAUAAGGAUGACAAAUCGAUGAUCUCUGAGAACAAGAAAGAAGAGGAGGUUGGGAAUGGAGAAAAGUCAGAGAAGGAGAAAGAUUCCUCAAACAAUGUGUUAGAUGAAAUAGAGCAAAUUAUAGCCAAUGAUGCUGGCUUCUGCACGAAUUUGUAUACAAUUCUAACUAUAUUUAGUAUGUUACUAGUGAUCUAUGUCGUUUUGAUAAUUCAAAUUUAUUUGGAAUAUCGUAUCCCUGAAGUGCAUGAGACUCGUUAGAGUAUCUAGAAGUACAUCAAUUAGAGGUAACUGUCUUAAUCAUCUCAAUAGAAUUACUACUUAAUUGCAUGAGAUACAAGAUGUUCCCAUUAUAUAUAGUGAGUACCUCGAAAAAAUUAUUUAUUAUAUGCAUGAUCAUUCUGAGGAUCGGAACCGGUUUAGUCUUUUGUAUAAUCCUUAAAUUGAGAAUUCAAGUCAAUAUAACGAGAGUUAAUAUAUAUUUUUGGAAAACUAUAAUUACUAUCUAUGUAGUGUAGUUUCCUUUACACUCAAGCACGUGGAGUAAGAUCUGGUAUUUAUUUUAUAUAUCCCAAGGAAUCAGAUGAGUUUGUCAGGAAAAUCAUUGGGAUCCAGAAUACUGACAUCUACACUAUGGCAGAUAAUAUGUUGAAACAACAAUGGGAUAUGAACUUUGCUAAUUAAAUCAACAUGUCUACAAUUGAUAAAAAGUUUUUACCCAACAUAACCGUUGAAUGUAAUAUAUUAAUACCAUCCAUAGAAUCUGAAGGCUCUUUUUAAACCAAAAUAUACUUUACUAAUACUAUGGAACAAGCCUUUGCUUCGGAAAUGUUAUCAAUAAUUGAAAGCCAAUUUUAGUUCUCCUCUCUUUUCAAUCUAAAACAUGACAUUUAUAUGGUCAACCCUUUGACAGAAGUAAUUCUAAAAAUUUCUAAUUAAUUCGACAUUAGCAACCAAGGCAGAAUUUAAUAUCAGUAAGUUAUAGAUUAUGGAGUCUAUUAUUAUCAGGGGAGCAAUGUGCAAUCAAAUGUUGUAUUCGGUAUAGUCACGAAGUCAUUGUUUGCAGCUGUGGUGUUCUUUUAGAUAGUUUACACAAUUGGAAAGGUAUUGAAUAAAUGCUAAUGUUUUAUAGAGAAUAUUUUUCAUGGUUAUUAAAUUCUUAUCAACCAGAAUCUUUGAAUUUGAGUUUGACUUACUUUUCAUAACAGCAUAAAGAACAUUAAACUUCAUUUACAUCAUUGUAUGGUUUUUAAUGUUUUCACAAUUUUAAGCGAUUUCAAUCACUCCUCAAAUCACUCAAGAGCAAAUUGCAGGUAUUGAUAACUAUCUGUAGAAUUCGAAUACCUAUCAAUUAUUUGCCAUUACAACUUUCAUCAUAACCAUUUAUGAUAUAAUCAAAAUUAUGUCAUCAUUCUUUCCUACUUUUGGUGUCUUAAUGUAUACAUUUAGUGUGGCUGGAAAGGACAUGCUCAUUUUUAUUUCGGUAUGCAUUUUGUAUGAUAAUCCUAGUUCACAGCCAUGGCCUUAAUUAGUUUUAUUAUGAUAUCCAAUGUAAUCUUCGGGCCUUUGAAUGACGAAAUAGCUACCCUUGGAAAUGCAGCCUACCUAUGUUUUGAAUUUUUUUGUGGUAACUUUAAAUUUGCCUUUCUGGAAUCAAUAGUCCCAGGCUUAGGUUUCGUUUACUCCCUUCUCUUUUUCAUUGCAUUUAAUCUUAUCCUCCUCCCCUAUUUCUACGGAAUCAUCAUUUUAACUUACGGACAACUAAGAUAAAAAUUGCAACUCACUACUCAAGCUUUGGCUGAAAUUGCUGCAGAUAAAUCUACUGCUGCUACAAUGAAAUGGAUCAAUCUCAUAUUCUUCGUACCUCCUGUGACUGAAGAACAAUAAUUAAGGGAGAAACAGAAAAAGGAAGAGGCAGAAAGAAAAAAGAAAGAGGAGGAAGAAGCAAAGAAAAAGAAAAAAACAAAAACUCCAUUGUCUUCAGGGUAACCACCCUUAUCUGAUUAGAAAUCUAUUAAAUCUGGUAUUUCGAUAAAAUCAGUCAGGCCAGAUUAAAUUAAAGGUUUAUUAAAGAAGAAAAAUGACGAUGCCUCGUCUCCUUAAAAAGCACAGCCAAAUGCAGCUAAGCCUGAGGAACCCAAAGAAAAGGAGAAAGAAUUAACUCUCAAGGAAAUUUUUAUGUACAAUUUUCAACAGUUGGAUAUUAAGAAUGUUGUGAUGAAUUUCAUAGGGUUGGGAUAGGAGGAUCUAUUAACAAAAUAACAAAGAAUCAAGGAGAUCAAUGAUAAGAAGGAGGAAAUUAUAAAAAGGUAAGCUGCAAACAGAAAAGAGAUGAAGGAAAUGAAAGAGAAAAAUUUAUUUACUAAUUUAAAGGAUGGGUUUUUACAUAUCAUUUUCUUGAUUUUCCUGAUCAUCGGAUUUUAAAAUUAAACCCUUAAAUCAAGCACAUUUAAUCAAGAAUAUUAUAUCAAAUCUUUUUUUGACUCUAGUUUAUUCCCAGGAGUUAAACACUUCAAAAGUCAUGAUAUCAUUCUUGAUGAUGUAGAAUCCUCUAGGGAUAUUGAUAGUUACAUUAAAAACGUUAUCUUUAGUACUGCAGGAGAUGAUUACGAUAAUAAUUAUAGCAAAGAAUAGUUAAGAGAUUUUGAUGUUUUUGUUGGCUACUCUCCUGUUAGAAUGACGAUUAGGUUAUAUGAAGGAUUGAAUGUGAAUUUCUUCACUGAAAACAAAGAUUUAGAGUUUAGAGGUAGGUCUUCUUCAGACUUUUCACCUUUUUCUGGUGAGUCUUCCGGAGAGAAAAUGGAAAAUCUGUAUAAGAGUGGGAUAGAGUAUCAAUACAGAGGAAAAGGGAAUCCGAGCGCUGCCUACUAAGCAGGAGGGUAUACAUUCCAAUUUUAGAGUGAGAUUAGUGGGGCUGUAGAACAAUAUUAAAAAAUUCAAUCUGAUAGUUUUUUUACUGUUUCGGUAUUAACUUUUAUUAAUUAUAAAUUAGACUGGAAUAAUUAAUUGUGAAUUUAUCAUUUACAAUCCCCCUUAAGAUUUAUAUUCCUUUGUUACUGUUACAAUAUAUAUAAAAGCUACUGGCUAGAUAGAACACAUUAUUACUUUGAAUGUAUAGUUUUGAUUUCAUUACUUUAGACGUUUCCAAUAACUUUGUACUCUGGUAGCAGACUCACAAGAAUCGUUUUUGAAUUGAUUGUGUUGUAUUUUCACAUUAAAUUUUGGAAAAUGUUCUUAAAUCAAUGGAAGGAAGUUUGGAAUCAUCCAAGUGCAAUUGAAUUUACACCAUAUGAUUUACCCCCAGAAAGAAAGUUCUCAUUUGUAGAAAGACAUUUAAACAUGGAUUUUUCAGACAAAAAGAAUGAUCAGAUUGUUAAUCUACUAUUUGGUAUAGGAAAGAGAAUUUAUGGAUUUAUUAUGCGUCUGCUGACGAGUCUUAAGAUUAUGGUUUAGCAGACAUUUUUCAAUAUCCUUUUAAUAACAGGUAUCUUGUUGAUGUUCAUUUAAAUAAUCUAUUGGCUUUAGAUAGUUUUCAAUUAACUGAGAAUGUCAUUUGAUUAUUAUGAAGGAUUUCUAUUUGUAAAGCAUUUAAAUUAACUAUUUUUUAGGCAGACAAAGAACCACCUGGAAUGUUCAAUGACUUUUAAAAUCUUGCUUAAUUGUUCUAAUUGUACAAUACAAUGGCUUCAUUCAUCUUAUUCAAUGAGUAAAUUAUUUAAAUUGUAUAAAUAGAAUGAUAAGGAUAAUGGUUUACUUUUCAUUUUCUGCAAAAUUGAGUUUGGUUCUGGAUAUCAUCGCUAGUGCAAGUAUUGAUAUUGUAUUCUUCAUGAUUAUGUUUUGUUUGAUUGUUUUUGCUUUUGCUUGUGUUGGUGUGCUAAGUUUCGGUUAUGUAAAUGGAUCAUUUAGAGACCUAUAUUUAUCAGUCAUAUACUCUCUGUAGAUAGUAAGUCAAAAUGCUAAGAUGCACAAAUCGGAUGGAGAAAACUAUUAAGCAAGUGUCAUACUUUAUUAUUUCCUGAUUAAUAUUGUGAUCCUAUUGGUUUUGAUUAGAAUGCUUAUAGCUAUUCUAGAUGGACAUUUCAUAGAAAUAAAUAGUGAAUAAACAGAAAGGUUGGGUUUGGUAGACACCAUUAUGAGUAUUUUGAGAAAUGAAUAUGAGAAAUUAAAGAAUGAAGAGGAGGAUGAUGUUGGAAAUACUGAAGAGGAUGAGGAGGAUGAUGAAGAUAAAGUAUAUUCAGAAUGGGCUAUUUUGAAUUGGAUUUAUAAGAAAAUUCAUGAUAUUAAAGAGUUGACUUUGUUGAUUUAUAAAUAUGGAGAGGCAAAGUUUAAGGAAUAUAGAACAUUGUUAUUUGGAAUGCUUUUUGAGAAUGACAACAAUAAGAAGGUUAGUCGUAAGAGUAGUAUAAACGAAGAAGGUGGAGAAGAAGAUGAAGAGGACGAUAAUAAAUUAAAAAUUGAAUUAGAUUUUGAUGAAGAUAAAAAUAUUACUGGGAAUAGGUAAAGAAUUGAAUCACUUGAAGAAAUUAAAAUAUAUAAUUCAGCAAAUGACGCCAUAGCAAAUUUGUAAAAUUUGACUGGAAAGAAAUUGGCAAGUGAGUAAUUCAAAACAACUCAGGUGUCUACAUGGAUAGCAGCACUAGAAAAAGGCAUUUAAGAUAUUGCAUCAAAUCAAUUGAAUUUUCAAUAAUAUUAUACUCCAUAACCUAAUUAGAAAAUGGAUUGGAUCAUCUAAUUUCAAUUCCAUGACUUCGAAAAGAAAUACAAGGAUUUAGGAUUCGAAAUUCAUGGAGAAGAUUAAGGAGACUUUGCUCAAACCAUCAAGUAGGAUUAAUACAUAGAAGCCACUCAUAACCUUAUAGAGAAAAUUGAUACUUAGAUUUCUAAUCUCAAUAUUAAAUAAUUAGACACAUUCUAAAGUUUAGUUAGAUCCAUUGACUUCUUAUUCUUUUUCUUUACUAACAUUAUUUUAGUGAAGAAUCCUGAAUAAUACUUAGAGAGAUAUUAAGCAAAAAUUUAAGAAUAAGAAAAAUUUAAAUAAAAAUAAAAAACACUCAAAUUAUAGUAAUAACAAUAGAAAGGUAAGGUGAAAUAGCCAAAAUAACAUAAAGUUGAAUUUGAUAUUUCCCUUUUAGAUAUUUCUAAUGAAGUCAGGUAUUUCGAUAUAGAUACUGAGAAGAUUUAAAGGUAGGGAAGCAGAAAGAAAUCCGUCUUAAGAUCAAUGAAAUCAAUUAAAACUGUAAACAAUUAACAGAAUAACCAAGUUAUUGAAAUACAAACCGAACCUAGCAAAUUUGCUAAAUUUAAUGCAGAUCAUCUGAAAUCCAUGAAUGCUUAAUAAAUUAUCAGUGUGUUUAGUAAAUUGGUGUGUUUAUUCUAAAUAUGGUAAGAGUUAAAAUUGAAUGAGAAAAUUAUAUUGUGGUUUGGCAAUGUCCUUCACUCAAGUAACAAAGAGAAACUAAAUGCUUAGCCUUAUUUUUGUAUCUAUCAUAAAAUAGCAUUUUGGAAUGAAGCAGGAUGGGACAAAAGAACCCUUCAAAGAAUUGCUGUAUCUGCUGAUGAUCACAAGAAACUCUAUGAUGACUAUAAGGAUUAAAAUAUAGUACCAGAAUUUUAGUUUAUAUAAUUUUGGGAUGUCUUAAGUAAGAAUUUAUCAUCAUACUAGGUAAAAUGUAGGUGAUCAAUUAAAAGUCUAACGAUAAGUAGGAUGCAGAUGAUGAAGCUGACGAAUCUAAUUAAACCGAUUUCUUACCCGUAAGUAGUGUACAAAUCUAAUUUGUUUAAUGUAUUAUAUUAACAUAAUUAAUCAAUAGAAUUACUAAGAGGUAAAGGUUCAAAGGAUCUGCUAGUUCAAGUAGAAAAUGCAAAUAGUUUGGAGAAGAAAUUCGCAAUAUUGAAAAGUAUUAUAAUUUUAAUUGAAUUAGCUUCCCAUUUAUAAAAUGAUCAUAAAAUUAUUAUAUGGAUUUUAAUGAACCCUAUGGAGAAGAUGGAAAUGAUAUUGCAAUAAGAGAAGAAGCAAUAAGUCUAAUUUAUGAUUUUGAUGUUGUUAGAAGAAUUGUAUGAUAAUUUCAUCAUGUUGGAAAAGAUAGAGAAAGAUUUCUUCAAUUAACUUAAUUCCAAGAUUUAUCUUUCAUUUCACAACUUCGCAGAAUUUAAUGCAUUAUCUACUGCUCUUAACAUAAGGAACAAGUAUACUCAAUAAUCAGUUAAUGACGCCAAGGAUUACACGGAUUACAUAUAGUUUUUAGAACUUCAAUUGGCUAAUUCAAAUUAAGCAUUAUCUAAAUAUAGUGAUUUCUUAAUUAAGGAGGUGAAGAAGGUUAAGAGCAAGGGAGUGCUCAAAUCUAAUUUGGGUAAUUUAAUUAAAGGUUAAGGGUAACAAUUAUCAAGUAAGGAUGAUCAUGGAGAUUUCCAAUAAUCGAUGUAGCCAGAAGUUACUAAAACACACUAAAAAUUCAAGUAAGUAACAAUAAGAGAGGAUGCAAACACUUGA